Nerophis lumbriciformis (worm pipefish) is the source of this 1938-nucleotide messenger RNA. NCBI's taxonomy places the organism in Eukaryota, Metazoa, Chordata, Actinopteri, Syngnathiformes, Syngnathidae. The record is from RefSeq and is a predicted model, not a curated record.
AUGAAUCCCAGCCCUGACCGCGGCAAAGAGUGCCUCCCUCCCAAGAAGAGGGACUCUCGGCAAGGGUCGUCCGAACCCUACCUUCCUCCUCCUGAUGAAUUUAAACCCCCUGUGCCGUUUCGGAAUAGAUCCAACACAGGGCGAGGGGAGAGCAGCAAGGAGGUUGAGGAAAGGGCUCAAACGACUACCCCAAACCCCCAUCUUCGACACACACCUCCACCCAUACCUGCUCCUGCGCCUCUGCCCCUGCCAUGGCCCUUGAGCUACCCUUCCUCGGUGUCCCUUCCACUCUUUCAAGGGCAUGUUGUGGAAAGGAGGGGCUCUGGCUCUCCUGCCUGGAGAGAUGACCCCCUUUUAACACCACUGUCUCACCACUCCAGGUGGCUUCGAGCUGAAGGCCCCAUUUCCUCCCCACCCUCCUUUAAGACUCCCUUCCCAGCUGAUUCAAGAGAGAUGUGGUCUUAUAUGAACAGCGGACGACGAGAUUACAGCACCUCUCUCUUUUCCCCGUCCUACUUGUUUGGCCAUACCUCUCUCUAUUCUCAAGAGCCAAGUUUAGUCGAAGCCAGAAACAGAUACCUGAGCAAGAGGCCCAACGGACUGGAUGGACCGGGCAGCAGGACUGUCUCUACCUCUAGGCCUUUGCUCACAGGGGAUUACAGAAAUGAUAGUUUCAGAACUAGACUUGACUUAAGUCCACAUAGCUCCCAUACCAAUGGUGGACGGAGACAGCAGGAAGAUCAAUCACCUCAUGCGCAAUCCCGGGGCCCAUUUUUUUCAGACUCUAAAGCUCAGGAGGGCCAUGAGCAACAUUCCUCACUGCAGGACAGACAUCGGCAAACAAUACUGACCAGCCCCCAUCCUCUGGGGCAAGACCCCAGAGUAGGUAGAGAGGGAUUAUUGGAUGCUGGAAUGGGCCCAGCACCUGAAGCUCAUAUCUACUACUCUUUGGGACAUGUCUGCCAGCCGAGCCCUCAGACCUCCCAGUCUUACCCAGCCUACAGUCCCUCAGGAACACCACUGUAUAACUUGCAAGUAGAGCCAGGCCCAAAGAAGCACAAUCAAAGGAGCUCCCCGAACUCACCACUGGGUCCAUUGAACAGCCAUGACAGGUCCCAAAAAGGCCAUAACAGAAACCAAGACAAAGACAGAGAAAAGACUCCGCAUAGAGACAGGGAUCGAGAACGAGACAAAGAGAAGCACCUGAAACAUAACAGGGAUCAUGUUGAAACCUCACCCUCUGCCCUUAAUCCAUCUCCCCCUGCGCUCCUACCUCACUUCACCAAGGGUUCGCUCAUUGAGCUGGCCAGUGGGCAAUUGAAACAAGUCGAGGAGUUGCAGACAGAGGAUUUCUUGAGGAGUGCUGAUACAUCCCCAGAGUUCCAUCUGAGCACCUGCACAGUGUUACUCAUUUCUCCUAGCAGUUCACAGGGAGUCAGCCAUCUGCAGGUCCACCUAACAGACCGCAACACUCAGGAGUUACUGAAGGUCUUGGUGGAGUAUCCUUUCUUCGUCCAGGACCAAGGCUGGUCUUCUUGCUGCCCUCGGAGAACAACACAAGUCUAUGGCCUUCCCUGCCGCCAGCUUACAGAGGGAGAUGUCUGCCUUGCUCUCACCCCAACACCGAAGCAACUCCACCGGACACAUGUGCGUUCCUCCUCCAGGGUCCAACGCAUACAACACCUUUCCAGGGUUGCAACAGGAGGACCGAGCAGCUCACACAGGGAGAAAAUGCCACCUCCUCCGCCACCUCCCCCUCUUCCCCAACAUCCGCCUCCAACCGGGCCGCCGCACACUCCGACUGCAAAACCUCAGACUCAGGAGCUUGGGCGCCCUCGGAAACGGCGGUGGUCAGCCCCUGAUGUCUUUCCCUCAACAGGAACUGAUGAAAGCCUCUCGGAUUUACCUCAAGGCUCCAAGCUGAUGAAGUGGCAGUAA